UGUGCGCAUGCGCACUCGGCGCUGCUGAAGCCUCGGCGUUGUUCGCGCACCGACGGUCAGAGUUUAUGUAAAAACGAGGAAAGGCGCUUUCUGUUUAUUUGACAUUUUUUGAGUCCGCAAGGUUUUUGUGUGUUCGCGAGGAAACGUUUUUGCUGUCGUUUUUAAAGAAGAAGAAAAAAAAUAAUCACUCCACCCAUAACAGGUUGUUUACUCUAAUGCUGUAGUUUAGGCUCGCGCUUUCCGUACCUGCCGCGCGGAUUUAUUUACCCCUCCCUCCCCUCCACCAGCCCUGAUUCCCCGGUGAGGAGCACGAGAUGCCGUUGGGCCUGCGGAAGAAAAAGAAGUCGCGGGAGAGCUCGAGCCUGGUGGAGAAUGAGGAGAUCGGUGGUAGUGGUGGUGGUGGUGGAGCAGGAGGAAGCGUCGGAGGGCACGCGGGAAAGAGCGCGGCGAUGAACGGAGGAGGGAGCGGAGGGCUCGCGCCACCACCGGCGAACCUGCGCCCCAAACUCGUGUUCCACACGCAGCUCGCGCACGGCAGCCCCACCGGCCGCAUCGAGGGCUUCGGCAACGUCAAAGAGCUGUACGCCAAAAUCGCCGAAGCUUUCAAUCUCAACAACACCGAGAUCCUGUUUUGCACCCUGAACACACACAAAAUCGACAUGGAGAAGCUGCUCGGGGGUCAGAUAGGCCUGGAGGACUUCAUCUUCGCUCACGUGAAAGGCAUCAAAAAGGAGGUGGAGGUGUACAAGGCCGAGGACGCGCUGGGGCUCACCAUCACGGACAACGGCGCCGGGUACGCCUUCAUCAAGCGUAUAAAGGAAGGCAGCGUGGCAGACGGCGUGAAGGUGAUCUGCGUGGGUGACCACAUCGAGUGCAUCAACGGGAAGAACAUCGUGGGGACGCGGCAUUAUGAGGUGGCUCGCAUGCUCAAGGAUCUGCCCAAAAAUCAGACCUUUAAGCUCAAGCUGGUGGAACCCAUGAAGGCUUUCGAGAUGCUGGAGCCGAGAUCGAAAGGAUCCAAGCCGCAGGGGGAGAACCGGAUCGGGACGGGACGGGAGACUCUGAGACUGCGCUCCAAAGGACCGGCCACCGUGGAGGAAAUGCCAACCGAGUUUGAAGAGAAGGCGGUGAAAAAAGUGGACGACCUUCUGGAGAGCUACAUGGGCAUCCGGGACACGGAAUUAGCGGCCACGAUGGUGGAAGUCGGACGGGACAAGGCGAACCCGGACGAGUUCGCCGAGGCUCUGGACCAGGCUCUGGGAGACUUCGCCUUCCCCGACGAGUUCGUGUUCGACGUCUGGGGAGCCAUCGGAGACGCCAAGCAGGGACGCUUUUAACUCCCGCGUGGCUCCGGAUAAUGUUUAGAUAAGACAGCAUGUGGUAGAUAGAAGGAAGUGCUGUUUGAUAUCACUGUGAUCUUAAGGCGGGGGAAAACACACACUACAGGCUCAAAGUGUACUUAUUCACCUGGACAGGAUUAAUGAUCACUUUCUGUAUCAGGUACAUUUUUAAAAACCCUCGUCUUUUAUUUGAUUCAACAUUCGGUUAUAUUUUGUCGUUAGAACCAAGCACACUCUUCUGUAGGGCAGGCAUUUGGAACACAGCCACAUGCAUCUCUCAGCACUCCUAUAUAAUAAAUAAAUUGAUGCUAAUUCGCUGAGUAAGAUCACUGACGCGACAACCUCAAUUACAUCAAGGGUCACCUAAAACAGGAAAUGUGCACGAUUUCAGAAUUCUGUAUGUGACCAUAGAGUUUCAGGGUCAAGUUGAAUUUAAUAUCCGUAAUAUUUUUCCUCUCUCUCUCUUUUUUUUUCUUUAAACACAUUCCUUUCCCAGCAGCAGUCUGAUGUUCACUCAUGUUGUCCGAUUUAACCAACACUUGAUGCUUUGACACGUCACACAGUGCCAUAUAGUCACAUGUGAUUUGCCAUAAAUGAAUGAUUUUUUCUUCUUCUUGUAAGCGUGUCCUUACUCUCCACGAGGCUGCUGAAGUUGGCGGCGGUUACGAAUUCGGAGAUAAAACGCCGUUUAAUUCUCGGUGUGAAAACAUGGCAUGACGGUAUUUAACAUCGGCGUCUGUGCGUUUUUAAAUUGUUUGUAUGUGAAAAGAUUUGCAGUUUUUCUGGCCCUGAUGAGGGAGGACACCAAUCCAUCCUGAUUUUGUUUUAUAAAAGAUAUUUAUGGUUUAGCUUGGAAAGAUGUUAUAGUAACUUUAGACAAGGGUGAUUUUUGUUUUUUUUUUGUACAGAAUACGAACAUUUAGCAAUCGUCAUUUUAUAGCCAGAUAGAUUUAUAAUCUUUUAAUUUAUUUGUUCAAUAAAAUCAUUUUAAAAACCUU
Molecule: messenger RNA, 2338 nt
Organism: Hemibagrus wyckioides
Lineage: Eukaryota; Metazoa; Chordata; Actinopteri; Siluriformes; Bagridae
Gene: gipc2
Product: GIPC PDZ domain containing family, member 2
Exons: 6
Coding region: 315-1337 (340 amino acids)
Molecular function (GO): protein binding
Source: RefSeq, a predicted model, not a curated record